Messenger RNA from Aspergillus welwitschiae, 581 nucleotides. Its product is annotated as DNA-directed RNA polymerase II core subunit RPB9. Gene Ontology annotation, cellular component: RNA polymerase II, core complex. The transcript is spliced from 2 exons. The record is from RefSeq and is a predicted model, not a curated record. Bases 182 to 550 code for a protein of 122 amino acids. Lineage: Eukaryota; Fungi; Ascomycota; Eurotiomycetes; Eurotiales; Aspergillaceae. Gene Ontology annotation, biological process: transcription-coupled nucleotide-excision repair; DNA-templated transcription; transcription initiation at RNA polymerase II promoter. Gene Ontology annotation, molecular function: DNA-directed RNA polymerase activity.
UGAUGAUCCCCCGGCCAUCUCGCUAUUCCCAUCAGCCACUCUUCGCGUCUUUCGUUUCUAUCUGUUCCAAGUUGAAGCUUUCGAGCGGAUAUAACACACUCGCUACAUAUUAAUACGCGUGAACCUAUUUCUUUUCGGCACACUUCAUCAGUAAUACACCUUCGACCUCCGACCUCCGAAAAUGUCUGCCAGCCCAUCCCCCUCUGCCGGUGGCGAUAGCAAGCCCACCGAUCAAAUUCACUUCCGAUUCUGUCGUGAAUGUUCCAACUUGCUCUACCCGAAGGAAGACCGCAUCAACAACCGGUUGAUGUUCACCUGCCGAACCUGCCAUGUCGGCGAGCCCGCCACCUCCUACUGUGUCUAUCAAAACAAACUCAACACUCAAGUCGGAGAUACCGCCGGUGUGACCCAGGAUGUGGGAUCUGAUCCUACGGUUUGUCUCCCGGGUUUCUGUGAUCAUUGUGGGGAAGAGAUUACCUGCUUCGUCUGUGACACAUCCUCCGAGGACUCCUGGUCCGAAGAGGAUUAUGAUGGCUUUUCGUCGUCAUGAGGUCCUGCGAGCGCCGCGCUCGCGUCAUGGA